AACCUGUAUUCCAUAAAUUAAUACAAGUAUCCCGUCUUACUCUACUAGCGUGCUGCGACUUUGGUAUUUGUAAGAGCGUAAAAGAUCGCCAAGCGCGCCAAUAUAUAUAUGGAUUGGUCCACGCAAAAUAUUUAUAUUUUGCGUGGACCAAUCCAUAUAUAUAUAUAAUUCUUUCUAACGAACAAUGUCUCCCUCCGGGCAGAUCUGGCAGAAACUAGAGAAGCAAAACGCAAAGACUGAAUUAGCAUUAGCUUGUUUCCUGAUAAGCGUGGAUAAAAAUGGCGUACUCCUUGAGGUCAAAAAACAAAGAGAUGAAGACGCCGCUCGAUCUUCUGGAAAGUGAUCCACAGGCCGCUCUUGGCGCGCUUGGCGAUCUUUUACGCUCUUACAAAUACCAAAGUCGCAGCACGCUAGUAGAGAUAGAGAACAGUCUAUCCCGCAAUCGACGUCCACUAACCCGUUAUGUUAAGCCACCCACAUAUCGGAUAGAGAACGAAGUGCAGCGGAAAAGAUUGCAUGACGUGAACAUAGCCGGUCCCAGCAACGCUUCGAAGUAUCGAGAUAGGGUCAUAGCAGGAACAAAACAGCAGAAACACAUUUGUCCUUGUAUUAGUGGUACGCUUGUUGAUUUUGCGUCAGUAUGUAAGCAAUUCAAAGUGCGCAAUUUUGUAAAUGUUUAUAUCAUCUUUGCACAUUUUUUCAGACUGUCAACUGGCGACAGAUGAGAUUUCCAUGACCAAUUCGGAGGAUGCAUCAUCGGAAAGCACACAAAAGGAGGGAUUAAGCGACAUGAAGGAGAA
Vollenhovia emeryi is the source of this 800-nucleotide messenger RNA. RefSeq lists its product as uncharacterized. The record is from RefSeq and is a predicted model, not a curated record. The coding region runs from base 279 to 725 and encodes 148 amino acids. The transcript is spliced from 2 exons. Lineage: Eukaryota; Metazoa; Arthropoda; Insecta; Hymenoptera; Formicidae.